Chlorella variabilis is the source of this 210-nucleotide messenger RNA. RefSeq lists its product as hypothetical. The transcript has 3 exons. The record is from RefSeq and is a predicted model, not a curated record. Gene Ontology annotation, biological process: mitochondrial translation. Bases 1 to 210 code for a protein of 69 amino acids. Lineage: Eukaryota; Viridiplantae; Chlorophyta; Trebouxiophyceae; Chlorellales; Chlorellaceae. Gene Ontology annotation, molecular function: structural constituent of ribosome. Gene Ontology annotation, cellular component: mitochondrial ribosome; mitochondrial large ribosomal subunit.
AUGUUGUUUGUUCUGCUCAAGGAGCGCACCCGGCUGCACGGCGAGAAGUCCAUGUACCGGGCGGCGCAGCAGCGCAUGCCAGACCCCUCGCGCCUCACGAAAGUGCGCAAGUCGAUGAAUCGUAUCAAGCAGGUGCUGAGCGAGCGGCUAAAGGAGCAUGAGGACCCAACGAUACGGAUGGAGCUCAAAGCCUUCAUCGACGGCAUGUGA